GACUGAGAAACUUGUGGAACAAGUGAAUAGAAGUUGAGGAUAUGAUGUUCGGCCAUCGUUUCAUUUCUCAAUAGAAAUUACACAUUUCAAUUCAGAGUUGGGUGGAAAAAGCUCCGUUCCUGGCUCUCCUGUAGCUAGAUCCUCAGAAACCACGAGAAUCCUUUGUUAGAAUGGGAUUCCAUAUAAGUGAAUGCUCCAGUGAGCUGAAAAAUUUCUGGUUUUUAGUCCAUUGAGCUGAAGAUCCUUGGUAAGACUGAUUGGUUUGAUAUGUUCAACGACAGUAAAUUCUCACCCAUGCCUUUAGUUAGAGAUGUAGUUUUGGGGUAAUUGUCGCUUCACAUUUUCUUUACUCUUUCCGCGUGUUUCUUCCACAAGCGCCGCCUUAGUAAUGAAAAUGUUUUCAGCCUGUGCGUGUAAUCUCCAACCCCAGUAUGGCCCUUCAAAUAAAAGUACAGAAGAAAGAUCAACCUCGCCGUCCAUUAUUUAUUGGACUCGCUGACAUUUAACGCCGCAAAAUGGUCGAUUGCCUAUAAAGCUCGGACUGCUUGCAUUUGUGAGAAUGCAAAUCGAAGAUGAGUUCCAUAGCAGUAGGUGAUAAGCCUCACGCCGUAUGUAUUCCGGUUCCAUUUCAAAGCCAUAUCAAGGCAAUGCUGAAAUUAGCAAAACUCCUCCACCAUAGAGGCUUUCACAUAACCUUUGUCAACACAGAGUUCAAUCACAAGCGCUUUCUUAAAUCUCUCGGACCCAACUCUCUUGAUGGCUUCCCUGAUUUUCGGUUUGAAACAAUUCCUGAUAGCCUUCCAGAUUCAGAUGCAGACUCCGCCCAAGACCCCUAUUUGCUUUGUGAUUCUAUCAGAACAAAUUUUUUGGCUCCGUUUUGUAACCUUAUAAAAAAACUCAACGACAUGGCAGCUUCCAACAAUGUUAGUCUUCCGGUGUCUUGCAUUGUUUCAGACGGCCUCAUGACGUUUACUAUCACGGCUGCUGAAGAAUUUAGACUCCCUAUCGCGCUGUUUUUUACUUUAGCUGCAUCCGCAUGCAGCUUAAUGGGAUCUGAACACUAUUCUGCUUUGGUAGAAAGAGGAUUUGCACCAUUAAAAGAUGAAAGCUGUUUGACAGAUGACAUUUUGGACAAGGUAAUAGACUGGACUCCGGGAAUGAACGGUGUACGGUUAAGGGCUCUCCCCUACUGGGAUAGUGACAUCUUCCUUAACUUCACCGUUGAAGCAAUGGACAGAGCUCAUAAAGCUUCAGCUGUUGUUUUUCACACUUUUGAUGCGUUGGAGCAAGAUGUUUUGGAUGCUCUCUCAUCUAUGCUUCCACUUGUUUACGCCAUUGGCCCACUCCAACUACUUCUCAAUCAGAUACCAGAACACCCUUUGAAGCCUGUGGGAUACAGUCUAUGGAAAGAAGAAACCGAGUGUCUCCAAUGGUUAAACGCCAAGGCACCAAACUCUGUUAUUUAUGUGAAUUUCGGCAGUCUAGCAGUGAUGACACCUGAACAUGUUAUCGAGUUUGGUUGGGGACUUGCAAAUAGCAAUCAUCCCUUCCUGUGGAUAAUUAGGCCUGAUCUUGUUGCCGGGGAAACAGCAAUUUUGCCACCCGACUUUGUGGCCGACACCAAGGAAAGAGGUAUGAUAGUAAGUUGGUGCCCACAAGAGAAAGUCCUCAACCACCCAUCGGUUGGAGGGUUUUUAACACACAGUGGCUGGAACUCAACCAUUGAGAGCUUGUCUGCCGGAGUGCCUAUGCUCUGUUGGCCACUCUUCGGCGACCAGCAGACAAACUGUUACUUCACUUGCAACGAAUGGGGUAGUGGCAUGGAAAUCGAUAGUAAAGUGAAGAGAGAUGAAGUGGAGAAGCUUGUUAGAGAAUUAAUGGAGGGGGAGAAGGGCAAGAAAAUGAAAAAUAAGGCCAUAGAGUGGAAGAAACUUGCGGAAGAAGCCACCGGUCCGCAUGGUUCUUCAUCCAAAAACUUAGACAACUUGGUGAAGCAAGUGCUAUUAAAUAAUAGCGAUGUACUGCGCGACUAGAUGCGCUUCGCUGAGGCUCCUGUACUCGGUUAGCAGCAUCCUUAUGAAUAAACUGAAAACAGUAUGCUUUUUUCUGUUUGUUCCCCGCUUAAUUUGUCGGUGAAAGUAGUCGGAUUUCCUAUGUUGGAGUUAAUUGUUUAGAAGCUAGCACAAGUUGGAGAAAAUAUACAGCGAUACAGUACCAUCAGCUGGCUUUGCUGAGUAGUAGUACGUGUCCACUAAAAUUUUGCCAUGUGUACAACAAAUACACAUAAGCUUAAGCUGUUUAAACCGACGUUAUAUAAA
This is a messenger RNA of Malus domestica (apple), 2318 nucleotides long. RefSeq names its product 7-deoxyloganetin glucosyltransferase-like. The record is from RefSeq and is a predicted model, not a curated record. NCBI's taxonomy places the organism in Eukaryota, Viridiplantae, Streptophyta, Magnoliopsida, Rosales, Rosaceae. Gene Ontology annotation, molecular function: quercetin 3-O-glucosyltransferase activity; quercetin 7-O-glucosyltransferase activity.